Messenger RNA from Toxoplasma gondii ME49, 1637 nucleotides. Its product is annotated as DPCD family protein. The transcript has 2 exons. Lineage: Eukaryota; Apicomplexa; Conoidasida; Eucoccidiorida; Sarcocystidae. The record is from RefSeq and is a predicted model, not a curated record. Bases 642 to 1259 code for a protein of 205 amino acids.
CUGCCCAGAGUUUAAGCGCAAGCUGCAUGCGCAAUUCCCGCCGCGAAAGGUGUCGUAGAGAAGAAGCCUUAUCCUUUUCCUCUUUUCGAAGGAGUGAGACACCUAGUGGAUGCGUUUGAUUCAUGCCAUAACUGAACCUGUUUUUUCCGAGUACGUCUGACAGUAACUUCUCUCUUCUCGGUAGUAUUUGUACCAUGCUGUCUGCUUUCGGCUUGAUCAACAGGUAGGCUAUUGUUUCAAGAGGAAUAGAGAGAGCGACUGUGACUAUGUGUGUUUGCAUUUUAUCUGAAGGGUAUCCUUUUGGCAUCUUCCUCCCACUCAGAGACAGACAUAAUGCUGUUGCUGAAAAGUAGGUCUUCGCCAGCAGUCCUCAGUUGAACUGAGCAAUUUGUGUCGGUUGCCUAUUUUUCGCUUAUUCUUCAAGUGUUGCCGAAUCGCUGACAAUUUCGACAGAUUUUUUUCUGUUGUAGAAGACGUGUGUUGAAAGACUCAGCACUCUGUUAAAGCUGGACUGGCACCACUACUCAGUCCCCUCGUCAUAGUUGUCCGUCAGCCACAGAAAACGAGGUGCGCAAGCCUAGACCAGCUUUGCGGUUUGUUGCCUGUAAGUACAAAGCGCAUCGCACAAAACAGACACAAACAUGUCGGUCUUUCAAAAGGCCGAGAAUGGACCAAUCGACACUGGGAAACCACAGAUACUUUCAUUUAUUGCAGAUGGUCGACGGACAGUUCACACAACAUAUCCGGAUAAGUCUGAGAAAGUGGAAGAGUACGAUCUUCGCGAUGACACGGUGUUGGUUCGUAAAUUCCGUCGACCUCCCGCCCUUUUCGGGCAGGAGGGCAUGUGGGAGUACGAGAUCGGCGCUCCGCGGCAAGGGAUGGACGCUGUCGUCGCGAGCAGUGACAGAAAUGAGAUAGUUAUGGCACCCAGUACUUCCUCUCCCCUCUGCGUUAUGCGAGAUACAAAAGGGGCUUUCGAGUGGCGGAUACGUAAUCUCCCUUAUCCACGUGAUACAUAUAUUGUUCAAAUUGAUGGAGACGCCAGCGAAAUCGUUAUCAGCACCACAAACAAAAAGUACUACAAACGGCUGCGCAUCAGCGACAUACAUGCACUCGGCCUUCAGCUGAAUCUUGAAAGCCUCUCUUGGACUCAUCAACAUAACACACUGGUUGUCUCCUACAAAAAGCCACAAAAAGUCCUGGAUCUCGAGAGGAAACGCAGAGAAGAAGCGAAGCGCACCUCCCUUAGUGUGGGCUGAUCGACAACGGUUUGUUAACAGCUUUCCUCCACUUCCGAAAAGCACGCGCCGCCCUUGUUUGGUAGGUUUUCGUCCCGCGACUUCACAGAUAUCUAUGUGCACGUAUUCGUAGCUGCAUAUUUAAAUGGAAUGCUUGGAAGUUUCUUUCUCUGUAAAGAAUUGGCAUUGAGUCGCGUUUUGACACAUAAAGCACUGUCCACCGUCGCCGCUGUCUGAAUUCGUCACUAGGUUGGAAUGCCUGAUAUUACACCGCAUAAGACAUGAAUUCUCAAAAACGCACUUCUUACCAAACGACUUUGCGCCCAAUCUCCUGAGUGGUCCACUCUAUGGACAGCGUUUCAGACAUUUGUCUGCCACAUUUUCUGUAGCCGGUCUCUG